AUGGAGGACUUCCACUUCACCACGCGCGCGCUCAGUCAUCCUGAAAUCCUGCGACGCAUCAUUACCCAGCUCACAAACCCCUCGCUGGCGCGUGCAGCCCGCGUGGCCCGGAGCUGGUUCGCGCCUGCCACUGAUGCACUGUGGCAGUAUGGCUCUCUGGCGCACCUCCAGAGGGUCAAGCCCGACAAGCGGCGGCAGCAGUACGCAUCCAAGAUGACGGAUCUCGCCGUCGAAAAUAAGCACCGGUCCUGGGACUACACAAUUGCCAGGAAACUGAAAUUUGAGAAAAUUACAUCUGCUUCCUUUAUCGAUUAUCUGGCGGACCAGGAUCGCUUGUGCAAGUCCUGCCAGCCCUUCAAGUCGUCGCCGGUCAAUGAAGUCACCAUCAUGGACUCGAUCGUCCACGACGCCUUCUUUGAAUGCAUCGCGGAGCUGUGGCCCAAUAUUAGCAAGAUCUACAUUGGGACCCUCUUCCCCAGUGAAAUCACCCAACAAGCCUUUCUCGACUUUGUCAAGUCCCGUCCGUCGCUGGAGAGCCUCGAUGUGCAGGAGGGUGAAGACGAUCUUCAAGGACAAGAUUUGUUUCCGCACUGCGCCACAAGAGCCGAGCUCACCGCUCUCCGGUUGCCCUUUGACAUAUCUACCGAGGUUGUGCAAAAGACCAUCGCGCAAGAGGGCAAUCUUUUCCCCUCUCUCAAAAGUCUCUUCAUAACAAUGCCUUCCGACGCCUUCUCGCUUUUGCUCGGCCCGUUUCGGAACCUCACAGACCUAGAGAUCGAAGUGACAGACGUUACGACGGCCAUUCUAUCCGACAUAUCUUCUAUCACAGCACUCGAAAGACUCGUCGUCAUUUUGCCGUGCAACUAUGACCUCCCCAAGAAGGAGAUUUUGUCGCUUCGCUCGUUGACCAAGAUGCGUGACCUCUACUUGAACCGGGACGGCCUCGAUGGAGACGUGAUGGAGGCUGAAGAUCUCGAGCAGCUGGAUUUCAUCGAUGCCGACUUUGAAGAACUCGUAUCUCACUUUCCAGGCCUCUGCUCCCUCACCUUUUUGUGCGAAUGUACCCUCACCGCCAGAGCCCUGCUCUCUCUGGCUGACCACUGCCCGCGUCUCGGCAGUGUGACACUGCCGAGCGAUGUAGACUUGUACGGCCUUGGUCUGGACACGCGCAAAAAAGUUUUAUUCCCGGAGCUUUGGUCUCUACGACUCGAAUCGCUCUACACAUCCCAGUACACUGGUGAAGUAGUUGGGACCCAGAACGGCCGCGGGUUGGAAGGGGAGGCGCAAGGCCUCUUCUCUGUUCAGCUGAGGAGUGAAUUGAACAGUCCACGGACUCGUCGCCGCGGUACCGAUUUUGAACAUCUCUCCAAGCGCAUCGGAGAGCAUUUUCCAAAACUAACCGACAUGGCAAUCAAGGAUACGGAAAGAGGCUUUGCGGAUCUAGCGUCUAGCUUCGCCCCGUCCGUCAAGAGUCAUCGGCGAAGAGUGCGCGAAAAGGUGGCGAGCGAUCUAGAAUUGACCGAGGUCAAGGGUCCAUGGAUUGGAAGCGUCUGUGAGAUGGAAGAUGACGAGGCCUAUGGCUUUGACACGGAGGAAGAGGAUCCCAGCGAGGACGAUGAAUACUAUCGCUAUGGUGCUGAAGAUAUUGACUAUGAAGAGGACGACGAAUCGGAUGACUCGGUAUCCAUCACAGGCCCUGUUUCAUCAACAAUGCCAGGGGGCGAUGUUCAGCUGGGAGGGCUAACAGACUCGGAUGAUUCUAGUUCUAGCUGGGAGGAUUUGGUGUAUCUAAAGGCACAAAUUACGGAUUUGUACCUCACCUUGUCACGCAUGCGUCAAUCGGAAAGGGGCGAGCAUGGAAUUAAUGGACAACUUGCCAAGUCAAUUCCAAGUCUACCCUCUGCCACAGCUCGCGAAAACAUGCCCAAUCUUCUAAUACAUUUCAGAAAUGAAAGAACACAACGGUCAGUGCAUGGGCAGCGCGAUGACUUCAUCAGUCAACUACGAAGCCGCGAAAAUGAUAUCCUCAAACUCGCCGCAACGAAAUGUGGCCAACCGACUGCCGAGUUCUUCCAAUCGGAAGUCUGUGGCGACUACUAUACUCGCGGUAGCUAUAACGCGACAUUUUUCAUCAGGCUCGCCAAUGGGCAGAAGUGUGUCUUGCGUAUACCGCUGCGGCCGUGCCUGGCAUACUGUCCACACCGCAAACUAGAAUGUGAGAUCGCCACGAUGCAAGUCAGACACUUGUCAAAUUGCACCACAAUCCCAGUCCCGAAAGUCAUGGCGUACCGCAUAGAGAAGGCCGAUGAUCCGCUAUCCACGUUUGCUAUUCUCGAACAUAUUGAUGGAAAACGCCUCUCGCCCGCCGAAUUGGAUAAUACACCUAGCGAAAACCGACUCGAGCUAUACAAGUCUCUAGCAGAUGUCUACAUUCAACUGCGACGCCAGGAAUUCCCGUCAAUCGGCAAGCUUACGAAAGGCGUGGAUAGAGUGUGUGUUGGCGAGAAGACAGCGUCCAUAAUGAUGAAUAUGAUGCAGCUCGAAGGCUUGGACCCCAUACAUAUUCAAAAUUCUUAUCACGACGAGUCGGGGCUCCUCAAAUCUGCCAAUAUCUACACAAAGAUGCUGCUGAGCAUUGGAUACAGUGCUUUUCUGAAGAGCCCAAAUGCCGUGAUGGUCGACAUGGGCCUAGAAAAUUUGCACCAUCAUUUCUUGUUCAGCAAGUACGUUGAGACAUGGAUAGAGCCUGGCCUUGACGAAGGACCCUUUGUGCUGAUCCAUGGUGACUUGCACUUGUCGAACAUGGUAGUCGACGACGACCUGCGCCUCGUUGGCGUGCUCGAUUGGGAGUGGAGUCGUGUUGUACCAGUUCAAUAUUUUUCGCCGCCUCUGUGGCUGUCCAACAGAAAUGAGGUCCAGUUGGCCUAUCCUAUUUCGUGGGAGUGUUAUUGUGUUACAGAGUUUGCCAAGUUUCUGCGAGUGGUCAAAUCGCGAGAGGAGGACAUGUAUCAAAAUAACCUACUUUACGACGAAUGGACAAGGAAGAUGACUGACCGUGCCGGACCAUUAGUCGCCAAUGCCCUCGAAAACUGGACCGAUGUGGAUUGGUUUAUUUUUCAACGAUCAUUCGAUCAGGAUCCCUCGCUAAAAGAGACCGCCUUGGAAGCCUCGCAGAAAUGA
Cordyceps militaris CM01 is the source of this 3180-nucleotide messenger RNA. Its product is annotated as Protein kinase-like domain. NCBI's taxonomy places the organism in Eukaryota, Fungi, Ascomycota, Sordariomycetes, Hypocreales, Cordycipitaceae. The record is from RefSeq and is a predicted model, not a curated record. Bases 1 to 3180 code for a protein of 1059 amino acids. The transcript has 7 exons.